Molecule: messenger RNA, 888 nt
Organism: Anopheles moucheti
Lineage: Eukaryota; Metazoa; Arthropoda; Insecta; Diptera; Culicidae
Product: SKI family transcriptional corepressor 2-like
Exons: 1
Coding region: 1-888 (295 amino acids)
Source: RefSeq, a predicted model, not a curated record
AUGGCCGCACGAUGUGGCUUUCGUAUAGCGUCUGGACAUUCCAAGCGUUUGGUGGUGAUCUUUUGCGUACUGACCCUACACCUGAUGCUGUUCGGUGUUACGACCGUGGACGGAAAGCGGGCAUUUGCGAUCCGAAUGCGUAGCAAGAGCAACCACAAUACGGGCAGUGCGCUGGGACGAAAUUCGCGCAAGAACUACCACCACAUGCACCAGGAAGGCGUUGGUGGAAUGGUGCGGAAUCCACCGGUACCGGACAUACAACCUCCGAGACCGAUCGGCUGGAGCGUCGAUGGGCAUUCGAACAGUCAUCCGAUUGGGCCACCGCCGGCCUAUCCCGGGUUGGGACACCAUGCCGUGCCCGGUGGUGGAGCUCCACCGGCAUACUCGCAUUCCAAGAUUAAUCCACCGAGCUACGCCGAAGCAGUGGGUCAUCAGCAUUCGUACGCGGCGGCAGCACCACUCGUCGGUCCUCGACACUACGAUUACAAUCACAACAGUGCACUGUACGGCGAUUCGAAUGCGAUCGGUUCCAGCUAUGGAUCUAGCUACGGCUAUCACCACCGCGGGUCCAGCCCGUUCAGCAUGGGCAGCAUUCUGACGGGAGCCGCACUGUGGCACGUUGCGCACGGCAUUGGACAUCAUCAUCACCACCAUCACCACGGUGCUGGUGAGCAUGGAGUGAACUCGGAGGAACAUUUCUACCACCACGCCCACCAUAGCCCGCAUGGCGAAGGUGAGACGAGUACGCUACCACCGGAGGUGGAGAACCCGCACAUCCAGGUGAACGCCAACUUCGACUUCGGACCAUCGCCCAACCCGCAGGAAGCGCAACCCCAGCCAGACAGCACUACGAGUGAACCGAGUGAACAGACGAGCGCUCAAACGUGA